AACCAUAUUAGGGUAGUCCGGCUUGGAGAGCGGCCGCAGUCUGUUUGUCCUGUUUCAGUUCGGAGGCGCUCACCGCUAGGCUGUUGUGAACAUGUCGGCAAAAGAUCAGACAAGCCCCAACGCAGGGAAGAAGCGGCCCCGGAAUGAUGUGGGGAACAGGGUGACUGUUGUUCUCGGUGGACAGUGGGGCGACGAAGGCAAGGGAAAAGUGGUCGAUCUGCUUGCGACUGAGUCGGACAUUGUGUGCAGAUGUCAGGGAGGCAACAAUGCGGGUCAUACUGUAGUGGUAGACGGCAAAGAAUAUGACUUCCACCUCCUUCCCAGCGGCAUCAUCAACUCCAAAGCCACCUCUUUCAUCGGUAAUGGAGUUGUCAUCCAUCUUCCUGGAUUAUUUGAGGAAGGGGAUAAAAAUGAGAAGAAAGGUCUCAAAGACUGGGAGAAGAGAGUGGUCAUCUCCGACAGGGCCCACAUAGUGUUUGACUUCCACCAGGAGGUGGAUGGUCUUCAGGAGGCGCAGCGGAAGGCCCAGGAGGGGAAGAACAUUGGAACCACAAAAAAAGGAAUCGGACCGACAUACUCCAGCAAAGCUUCUCGCACCGGCCUGAGAAUCUGUGACCUGCUCGCUGACUUCAAAGAGUUUUCAGCCAGAUUCAAACUGCUUGCUCAGCAGUACCAGUCCAUGUUCCCUACUCUGGAAGUGGACGUCGACGGCCAGCUGAAGAAACUUCAGGAGUAUGCUGAGCGUAUCAGGCCCAUGGUGAGAGAUGGGGUGUAUUUCAUGUACGAGGCUCUCCACGGAUCACCCAAGAGGAUCCUCGUGGAGGGAGCCAACGCUGCCCUGCUUGACAUUGACUUUGGUACAUAUCCCUUUGUGACAUCAUCAAACUGCACCGUUGGUGGCGUGUGCACCGGGCUUGGCAUCCCUCCACAGAAUGUGGGUGAUGUUUAUGGCGUGGUCAAGGCCUACACCACCCGUGUGGGAAUUGGUGCAUUUCCCACUGAACAGCUCAACGACGUCGGGGAGCUGCUUCAGACCAGAGGCCAUGAGGUGGGCGUGACCACGGGGCGGAAGCGGCGCUGUGGUUGGCUGGAUCUGGUCAUCCUGCGCUAUGCCUACAUGAUCAACGGCUUCACUGCGUUGGCUUUAACCAAACUUGAUAUCCUUGAUGUGAUGGAUGAGAUCAAAGUUGGUGUUGCGUACAAACUCAAUGGCAAACGAAUCCCAUACUUUCCAGCCAACUUGGAGAUUCUUCAGAAGGUGGAGGUGGAGUACGAGAAGCUGCCGGGGUGGAAGAGUGACACCUCACCAUGCAGGAAGUGGGACGAGCUGCCAGCCAAGGCCCAGAGCUACAUUCGCUUUGUGGAGAGCCACGUCGGUGUCCCUAUCAAGUGGGUCGGAGUUGGGAAGUCCAGAGAAUGCAUGAUCCAGUUGUUCUAGGGAUUCCAAGAACCUCCAGUGCUUCAUGCAUCCUCUCUCCAUCUCUCUCUCUAUCUAUCUAGCUCUCUCUCUCUUUAUCUCUCUCUCUCUCUCUCUCUCUCUCUCUCUCUAUCUAUCUAUCUAUCUAUCUCUCACUCAGCACCAGCCCAUUCAUGGUGCUGUUCAGGAUGUAUACUCCCUUUGUUGUCCCUGUAAAUGGUCAUUUUCAGUUUCAUUUCCUGGUAAAACAGAACACAACAAAAGAAUAUCGAAUUAUUAGAGUGGAAAGAUGACCACAGUGCCCUUCACAAUACAUGCAAUAAAUCUACUGAUGCACUGAUUGCAAGACCAAAACUACUGAAAGCGCAAUAUGUUGGACAAGUCCUGUUUACAUGAAGAAUAUCCAACUCUGUCAUGACGUGCCCCAUUGCAAUAAAAUCAAGUAAUUUGCAUUCUU
This is a messenger RNA of Clupea harengus (Atlantic herring), 1874 nucleotides long. RefSeq names its product adenylosuccinate synthetase isozyme 1 B. NCBI's taxonomy places the organism in Eukaryota, Metazoa, Chordata, Actinopteri, Clupeiformes, Clupeidae. Gene Ontology annotation, cellular component: cytoplasm. Gene Ontology annotation, molecular function: adenylosuccinate synthase activity; GTP binding. The record is from RefSeq and is a predicted model, not a curated record. Gene Ontology annotation, biological process: 'de novo' AMP biosynthetic process; IMP metabolic process.